This is a messenger RNA of Cylicocyclus nassatus, 1494 nucleotides long. Lineage: Eukaryota; Metazoa; Nematoda; Chromadorea; Rhabditida; Strongylidae. The record is from the annotation of a GenBank genome assembly.
AUGAAGGUCCACGUCGCCGAUGGCCCAUUCAACUCCGCGAAAGAUGAGAAAGCUCACAGCCCCCGCCUCACCGUUCGCGUGGUACUUACCGCUAUUCUGGCCGUGCUUGGUGGUGGAUUUCAUUUUGGAUUUCAAAUUUCUAUCAUAAAUCCGAUGGCUGAGAUUCUGCAAAGUUUUCUGUUGGAGAAUUUCCACAGGAGGUACUCAUUCACACUCUCACAAUCCGACUUAUCCUUGAUCUGGUCAACAAUUGCUGGUUCACUCUUCAUAGGAGCUGCUUUUGGAGCUUACAUAAUGUCAAAGCUUCUAGAUCAUAGAGGCCCCAAAUUUGGCAUUCUUUGCUCAGCGAUGGUUCUUUUCGUUUGUGCCCCAAUGGCAGGCAUCUCGCAUCUUCUGGCAUCACCGGAACUUUUUGUACUGUCUCGGCUGUUCUGUGGUAUGGGAGUCGGAAUGGGAACCACAGCACAGGGGGUAUUUCUGACAGAAAUUAGCCCAGUUGCCUAUCGCGGUGUAAUCAGCUCCUUUGGUGGAUUUUCAACAAAUAUUGGGUUUAUAUUUGCCAGUGCCCUUGGAUUACCUACUGUACUUGGCACUAAAACCUCAUGGCCUUAUGCCUAUUACCUGGAGGCGAUACCAUGUUUGUUGCUUAUCGUCGCCAAUCUCUGUUGGUUCCGAGACAGUCCGGUUUAUCUGCUUCGUAAAGGUGAUGAAAAAGGUACAAACAAAGCUUUGGAAGCUUACUGUGGGUCCGAUGCUGGUCCACGAGAAAUGGAACGGGUAGCAAAUGAGGUGAAGACCUACACCACGGGUGGAGAGAUCAAAUGGGACAGAGCCGCACGGCGUGCACUGAUGCUUUCGCUAACGCUGAAUGUCGUCGUAUCAUUCAGCGGAAUCUUGGCGGUCUCCUUCUUUGGCACAUUCCUCCUUCAGUCUAUAGGAUUCACAGAUUAUACGGCAUCUCUAGCCAAUUGCCUCUCAGGUUUGUCUGGCACACUGGGAGCUGUUGUAGGAACUUUUGCCUUAGACCGACUAGGACGUCGUCUUUUAGUUCUUGGUUCGUUAUUGUUAUUAGCGACAGUAAAUACGUCAAUGAUGCUGUUAGUUUACUAUUUUAACUAUACAAAGGAGACCUGGAUAGGUUGGGGAUUCCUUGCGUUGUUCAUUGUUUUCUUGUUUUUGUUUAGCGCUGGAAUCGGCCCGACUGCUUGGUUUCUUGGUGCCGAACUCUCGCCAGCUGGAUGCCGUGCAAAGAUGCAGUCGAUGAGUGUUGCAGCUCAAUACAUUUCGUGUUUUCUCUCUCCAAUCAUCUACUAUCCGCUAAACGCUUCGAUUGGUGCAUCGUCCUUUUUGGUUUUCAUCCUUCCGUUGACCUUAUCUGCCAUCUAUUUCCACAGAAACCUACCUGAAACGAAAGGACGCACUACUGAGGAGAUCGUUGCUAUACUCAAUCAAACUGAAGUCAAGAAGUUGAAACAAGACGUCAGCGAUGCAUAG